Rhodotorula toruloides NP11 is the source of this 864-nucleotide messenger RNA. RefSeq names its product mitochondrial protein. Lineage: Eukaryota; Fungi; Basidiomycota; Microbotryomycetes; Sporidiobolales; Sporidiobolaceae. The transcript is spliced from 5 exons. The coding region runs from base 1 to 864 and encodes 287 amino acids. The record is from RefSeq and is a predicted model, not a curated record.
AUGGCUUCUAUCAAGCUUUCGCCGGCUCUGAAGGCGCUCAUUGCCGCUCCUCAUGCUCACGGCGGGCCCGUCGCUGCCCGCUCAGCCGCCGACAUCCAGUCAACUCUUCAUCGGCUUGCGAACUCGGCAAGGGAGAACGGCGUUGGGAAGAAGGCGUGGCUGACCCUGGGGAGUGCCGCACUUGUCACCCUGAACUCGCCGGAAACGCUUUGCGCCCUCUACCGCUUCGUGACGAAGGAUGCGUCGGGCGAUUCGAGGGCAGAGACGGCGGCAGAGUAUGCAGCAGUGAUGCGAGAAGCGGGACUAAAGACUAUUUCGUUCUCUGGCAUUCCCAGGGCCAUCAACAACCUCGGAGCGCUGCGGGAGUGCCUUGAGCCGGAGGUUGCGUCUCUUCUCUCUUCUCAGCCCACACGACAACCAACGCCGACCAAUCUCCCUGACAUCCUCUCGUCCGCCAACUCUCUCUGGAACUCGAUCUAUGCCCCACACUCAACGAAACUCCUCCACAAACUCUCCCAGUCUCACCCGGACCUACCAGUCCACAUCCUCUCCUCGCACUACGGCCCACUCCUCGCAGACCCGUUCGGCCCCCCUCCGUCUGGCCAUGCGAAAGUCGGUCGGAUCUUGACGAGCGUCGUGGCGAUUGCGUGUCUGCGGGCGCAGGGUGGAGUAGGGCCGCAGGUUACGUCGCAUGUGUUCGGACUGCGGAAGGCGGGUGAGAAGGGGAGUGGAGCGGAGUUGGAGGAGAAAGUUGAGGGCGGGGAGUGGCUCACGACGGAGGACGGCGCCAAGUGGGUCAUUGAGCAGGUCGAUGCGCUUGUGCAGCUUGUGCAGGGACCUACGUUUGCGCGGGCAAAGCUGUAG